This is a messenger RNA of Diabrotica virgifera virgifera (western corn rootworm), 1840 nucleotides long. Its product is annotated as juvenile hormone esterase-like. The transcript is spliced from 9 exons. Bases 173 to 1801 code for a protein of 542 amino acids. The record is from RefSeq and is a predicted model, not a curated record. NCBI's taxonomy places the organism in Eukaryota, Metazoa, Arthropoda, Insecta, Coleoptera, Chrysomelidae.
UAGUAACAAAAAAUGAUUAAAUCAUUAUGAUGAUUAUUUCAAUUGCUUUUUCACUGCCACUAAAACUAUCUGGGAGUUGUGUUGUGAUCAAUACGUUAUAUAAACACAUGAUUAAAUAUUAUAAUAACUUAAUAGUUAGUGAGAAGUGAACGAGUAAUAUUAAAAAAAAAUCAUGAAAAAAAUUGCUCUUGUAAUAAGUAUUUUUUGUGUCUUUCUCACAGUGCGGAUUUCCGCUGAUGAUGGCACCUUAGUUCAAACAGAAAGGGGUAUGAUUAGGGGGCACAUUCUCAAAAGUGAAAAUGGAAACGACUAUUAUGCUUUUCAAGAAAUACCAUAUGCUGCCCCACCAGUUGGGGAAAAUAGAUUUCAAAAUCCCAAAAUUCCAAAGGCUUGGCCUGGAAUCUUGGAUACAACAAAGAAUACCAAAGUUUGCUAUCAAACUGUUGUAAAAUAUAGCAACCUCGAAAUUAGCGAAGACUGUCUAUACGUGAACGUAUACACCCCCCAAAAACCUGGAUCUGGUGAUCUUAUACCCGUGUUACUCUGGAUACAUGGUGGAGCAUUCCAAAAUGAAUCCAGUACUUAUGAGUACUAUGGUCCGAAGUAUAUCAUGGAUCAUGGUGUUGUUGUGGUUACAUUUAACUACAGAUUAGGACCAUUUGGAUUUGUUGGUACUCAAGACGGCGUGGUUCCUCUUAAUCUCGGUUUAAAAGACCAGCGAUUUGCUAUAGAAUGGGUUAAUAGAAACGUUCACCUAUUUGGUGGAAAUCCAGAACGUGUGGUGUUGGUUGGUGAAAGUGCUGGAUCGAUGUCUGUGGGAUAUCACUUAAUGGGACCAUGGGACGGAGAAAAACAGCUGUUCCAUGGAGUUAUUAUGCAAAGUGGAUCACCAGUAGCUGGAGAGCUCAUGCAAGACACCACAACAGCAACUGCCUUGCAAUUAGGUAGAAGAGUAGAUCCAUCGUUUGUUUCCAACGAUACUAAGGAACUCCUUCAAGUACUUCAAAACGCUGAUGCCAAAGAUAUAGUUUAUUCUGGAAUACCUGGUGGAGUUGCUGUCGAAGAUUCCGGUCCAUUUUCCUACCAAGGUUUUCAAGCGUUUUUGGACGGAAACUACAAAAAUGUUCCUGUUAUAAUUGGAUUUAAUUCCGAAGAAUGGGGUUUCAUAGCUUUUGCGACCAGUGAACAAACUUUAGAGCAAUUAGAUCAAAAUCCUAGUAAUCUGGUCGACAAAAAUCUCAAUACUUCUCCAGAAAACAGACCAGUCGCUGGAAAAUUGUUAAAAGAAGUUUAUACGCACAAUACAAGCUUUGCUGGAAAUAUGGGGUAUUUCGUAAGGUAUACUAGUGACCAAAUGUUUACCACAGGAACCUGCAAGCAAGUCGAAUUAGCAUCUACGUCAGUGCCGUACUACUUCUAUCAGUUUUCUUACAAGGGAUAUAUAGGAGGAGCUAUGGACAUGGUACUGCCACCAGGAUGUGAGAAGGUUGUUCAUGCUGAAGAUCUUCACUAUAUGUGGGAUGAUGGUAGUAACAGUGACCUAAGUAAAUUUCCAGAAGAAGAUCGUUUAAUGUUACAUCAAUACGUCGUUAUGUGGACUAAUUUCGUUAAAUAUUUAAAUCCCACUCCAAUAGAAGUUCCUUUGUUAAAUAAUUUUAUCUGGUUACCUUCGGAGCCCAAUUCUCUUCGAUAUAUGAACAUCAACACAACAUUUGAAAUGCUUGAACAACCAAGACAGUAUCCUCAAAUAAAGCAGAUAUUAGAGAAGUAUAUGGAACCACCCUAUAAUGCAUUUGCUUAAAAAUUAAAUUUUUACAAUAUUAAAAUAUGUCUUUUCAAA